CAUCUUCAAAUUUUGGAAAGCUCAUUCAUAAAAGAUUAGUUAAAAUUGUGAGAGAGAGACGAAAUCAUGUUUGAUCAGAAGAUAACAUUAUAAUCUUCCAAUUCUGUCUUCUCCGCGCACAUCCGGGUCAAUUUGAACUCAGCUCACUUCCAAAAACAUCGGACCACUAGUUUUCGUAUUGCGUUUAGACACAGCACAAUAGCUGUUCGGAAAAAGUCAAUAAAACGAAGUUCUCGCAGACUGACUUCGUCUCUCCCUGCGCGUACAUUGGCAAUUAUAAGUGAUUCACAAAUGAGAUAUCGCGUGGCGGAAUGUGAACGUUCGGUUUAAAAAUGGCAGAGAGAAUUCCCUACGCCGGAGAGAUCGUCAAUUGCGGUUUUCUGUGAAUUUCCUGCUGUUUGCUCGCGCGUCCUUCGUGGAAGGUAUUUCGCCACGGUGACAAAGUGCCCCAGCGAGAGGUCCAAAACUACCCCAACGAUCCGCAUCGCGACCACUCUUACUACCCAAUGGGGACCGGUGACUUGACCAACCAAGGCAAGAUGCGGGAGUACAAAAUCGGGAUGAUGCUGCGCGAGAGAUACGAUCAAUACUUCGGACCGGAUUAUUGGCCGGCCAAGAUCUAUGCUCGAUCUACGGAGGUUCCGCGAACCCAGCUGUCUCUCCAGUUAGUUCUGGCAGGAUUAUUCCCGCCCUCCGAGAAGCAAACCUGGAAUCCGCACUUGCCCUGGAUUCCGACAUCGACGUUCUUCGUGCCGUACGAGACUGACAACCUCUUGUUUCCGCAUUAUUCCUGCUAUCGAUAUAAGGAAGCAUAUCAACGGUUCCUUCAGCUAGACAGUACGAAAGAGAUUAUCAAUAAGUACAAAAAUGUAAUGGACUAUUUGACGGAUCAUAGCGGUAAGCUGAUUAACACGACGGAAGCAGUUGGUCAUUUGUACAAUCUAAUGAAAGAGGAGGCCGCACAAAAUUUGACGCUACCGAAAUGGACUCAGAACGUUUACCCGAAUCCGUUGCUAGAGAUGCUACAAUUGGACUUCAAACUUCGAUCAUAUACGAAAACCUUGAAGAGAUUAAAUGGAGGUAUGCUGCUUCGCAAGUUGGUGGAUGACAUUCAGGAGCACCGAGCGGGAAAAUUGAUACGUGACCGAAAAGCCUUCCUAUUUGGUGGACACGAAGCCAACGUGGCUGCCCUCGCCUAUACUUUAGGAACGAACGAACCAACGGUACCGGCUUUCGGAGCCACGAUCAUCCUGGAAACUCUCCGGGACAAGAAGGGACUUUACUAUAUUCGGGCUUUACUAUGGACUGGCGUUACGGAACAAUUGAUCGUACAGACGAUCCCAGGCUGCGCGGAGAUGUGUCCCUUCGAGGACUUCCUCGACAUUGUGAAGGACGUUCUGCCGAGUGACGACGAAUAUUACUGCCGGCGGGAAAAAACGACGGGGGAUACCAAGCCAAACGCGCAUCAUCGAUCGUCGGCGGAUUGUAUUGCCAAUAGCGGAUCUUGGUGGUACACCUUCCUCACCGUUCUCCUCGCGUUCACGUCCAACUUCGUGCAAAAAAAAAGAUGGGAGCAGAGCCCACCUUAAGUGACCUUAAGUUAAAGGGAAAUAGUUGCGAGAAUAAUCGACGCAGCACGCGUCCUGACCGAUACCUGUAUCGGAAAUACUUGGCCGAACUAUGAGAGCGCUCGCGGGAAGCCCGACGAAGUUGCGGCUAUGCGUUUCGCUGCACGUGCUGCGGUUGCCGCGUUGAUGCAUUUUACCGCACGCGUUGUUACACUGUCGCGUUAUACACGGACCACUGUAUGUACAUGUGUAAAUGGCUAUCGAUAUAUCAAUGUAAUAGUAGUCGACGUCGUAAUCAUUUAAAGACGAACAUCUCACGCGUAUUAUCGAGAACGUGGGACUUUCAACCCCGAGCGCGGCAUUAGCCUCGAUCGGCCCAGUAUAGGUGGUCGUCAUCGACAAAAGUCAUCCCGCAGUACCCGAGGGGGAAACCCGAGGGGGAAACCGCUGACCAAAAUCUUGUACACCAAUACCCACUAAUGCCCAGUGGGUAUUACUUUAUCUUACUAACUUAUUUUGUCUCAUUUAUCUCGUUCUAUCUUAUUUUAUCUUAUAUAAAUUAGUAAGGCUCGUAUGUGUUAAACACAAAUUUCAAAGAAUUUAAAGGACUCAGAGCCGUGACAGGAUGGUAGUGUCUUUUAUCUUAUUAUAUCUCUAUAAUUAAAGACGAACUUGCCCCAGCAAUGCCCAAACUAAUGCCUAGAAAAAUGCCUAGUAAUGCCCAGUAAUGCCGCAAAUCUGUAAACCACAAUGCCCUCAGCGAUUUCUCCCUCGGCAGUACCCUACGACAUUUUUUCCUUGCCAUCCAGAAGGCACGUUACGCGCCGAUAUAGCAUUUAUUUUCAGUAACAUUUAUUUAUGAUCAUAAAGAGAUUAUCGACAAAUCAAGUAUUAAUAAAUCGAUGAAAGACUUCCAAA
Messenger RNA from Vollenhovia emeryi, 2486 nucleotides. RefSeq names its product venom acid phosphatase Acph-1-like. The transcript is spliced from 9 exons. Gene Ontology annotation, molecular function: phosphatase activity. The coding region runs from base 507 to 1589 and encodes 360 amino acids. The record is from RefSeq and is a predicted model, not a curated record. Gene Ontology annotation, biological process: dephosphorylation. NCBI's taxonomy places the organism in Eukaryota, Metazoa, Arthropoda, Insecta, Hymenoptera, Formicidae.